Messenger RNA from Tricharina praecox, 1166 nucleotides. Its product is annotated as beta-lactamase-like protein. The transcript has a single exon. The coding region runs from base 224 to 1159 and encodes 311 amino acids. NCBI's taxonomy places the organism in Eukaryota, Fungi, Ascomycota, Pezizomycetes, Pezizales, Pyronemataceae. The record is from RefSeq and is a predicted model, not a curated record.
CCCCGAUCGAAUAGAAGCGUAGUUUAGUCAAACUCGUAGCCUGAUAUGUGUGGGUCUUCGGGCCUGGGACUGUUAAUCGACAACGCCAACCCCACCUCUUCGGUCAGACCGUCGAGCUCUGAGUAUGGGACACAGAAAAGGGGCAUCUCUAGACCCCGGGCUCUAUGGUAAUUGCCCACCAUAGCUUGCCCAAAGCCAUCAACUUCCUCUGCCUAUCUCCACCAUGAACUCUCCCCUCCCUCCCGCAUCUCUAAACCAAUCCUUCACCACCCUCCACGCACUGGAAGCCGGCCACUUAACGCUCCCACGACACCUCUUCAUCUCUGGUGCCUCACCCACCGACCGUACCACAGUCCCGUCACUCUCGUUCCUCAUCACACACCCUUCCCACGGGCGGCUCGUCUUCGACCUAGGAAUCCGCAAUCCGAUCAGCGAGUACUCCACUCCGAUCCAAGCGCACAUUGUCUCCCGCCAGCCGGUAACCACAACACCCGAUGUCACCCUCUCUCUCGCCUCGCUAGGCAUCACUCCGGACGAGAUAGACACCGUGGUGCUGAGCCAUGUGCACUGGGACCACAUAGGGCGUCCCUCCGCAUUCCCACGCGCACAGUUCCUUGUCGGAGCUGGAAGUCUAGCCCUGCUGGAGCACGGCCUUCCCGGCGGCGGCUCGCACAGCAACUUCGAGCGCGGCUUGCUGCCGCGGGAAAGAACCGUCGAGCUCACGGUCGCUGGUGAAGCCGCUGGCUGGAAGAUGAUUGCGGGGUUCUGGAUGCAGGACUUGUUUGAUGACGGGAGCGUGUUCGUCGUCGAUGCUCCUGGACAUCUGAUGGGGCAUGUCAAUCUGCUGGUUAGGACGAGGGAGGGGUGGUGGUAUUUGGGCGGUGAUGCGGCGCAUGAUAGGGGGAUUUUGACGGGAGAGAAUGAGAUCGGGACGUGGACGGUGGAGGGCGGCGGAUGUGGGUGUAUUCAUCAGGAUAAGGAAAUGGCGGAGGAGACGUUGGGGAAGAUCAGAGGGCUGUUGGAGUUAUGUGAUGUGAAUGUCCUGCUGGCGCACGAUGUGGGUUGGUAUAUGGAGAACAGAGGGAAGAUGGUUUGGCCGCUGGCGGGGAGUGGAAAGGUGAAGACAGGUAAGAUGGAGCGAGUAUGUACAAUACUCUAGAUAGACG